Messenger RNA from Vigna umbellata (rice bean), 3153 nucleotides. Its product is annotated as SIT4 phosphatase-associated family protein. The record is from RefSeq and is a predicted model, not a curated record. Gene Ontology annotation, molecular function: protein phosphatase regulator activity; protein phosphatase binding. NCBI's taxonomy places the organism in Eukaryota, Viridiplantae, Streptophyta, Magnoliopsida, Fabales, Fabaceae.
GAAGGUACAUGAUGAUGGUUGUGAUGCUAUUGUUCAUUCAUCACUUGGAAACAAUCUUCCUCCCGCAAUUGAAGCACUAGGGUUUCUGCGCUGCCAGAUCCGUUUUCGGAUUUCCGCUUUCUGGAUUCCCAGUCAUUUCUUCAGAAAUUCAACAUGUUUUGGCGCAUGGCUGGUCUGUCCACGGCGUCGCCGGUGGAGACCAUUUUGGACAGGGAUAACUUUACUUUGGAUGAACUUCUUGAUGAGGACGAAAUUAUUCAGGAAUGCAAAGCUCUCAAUAGUCGCCUUAUAAAUUUUUUGUCUGCAAAACCACAGGUUGAACAACUGAUACGAUACAUCAUUGAAGAAGCUCCAGAGGAUGCUGAAAAGAAGCGAUCUUUUAAGUUUCCCUUUAUUGCUUGUGAGAUAUUUACCUGUGAAGUUGAUAUCAUACUCAAAACUCUUAUAGAGGAUGAGGAAUUGAUGAAUUUGUUGUUCUCCUUUUUGGAUCUAAAUCACUCCCACAGUAACCUACUAGCAGGAUAUUUUAGCAAGGUAGUUGUAUGCCUGUUGCUACGUAAGACAGUUCCUUUCAUGCAAUAUGUUCAAGCUCACCGGGAAAUUGUGAAGAAACUAGUUGACUUGAUUGGAAUCACGUCUAUCAUGGAGGUUUUGAUACGUUUGAUUGGUGCUGACGAACAUAUGUAUGUAAGUCAUGUGAAUGCAAUGCAGUGGAUUGAAGAUUCUAAUGUGCUUGAGAUGAUUGCAGAUAAAUUCAGUUCUUCAGAUUCUCCAGAAGUACAUGCUAAUGCAGCAGAAACUCUGUGUGCUAUUACACGAUUUGCUCCUGCAGGGCUUUCUGCAAAAGUCUGCAGUCCUAGCUUUAUAGGAAGAUUAUUCCGUCAUGCCCUGGAAGUCUCUCGGCCAAAAUCUGUUCUUGUAAACUCCUUAUCUGUAUGCAUAUCUUUGUUAGACCCCAAGAGACAUACUUUUGGAGCUUAUUAUACAUAUAAUCGACAAAUGACUAACGGAUCUAGUGUAACUGCAAAUCCCGAGACUGUUGAAGGCAUGCUAGAAAGCCUAGGUGAUUUACUCAAGCUAUUAGAAGUUUCUUCUUCUGAAAAUCUCUUGCUAACUACUUUUGGCAAAUUACAACCACCUCUUGGUAAACAUCGUCUAAAGAUUGUAGAGUUCAUAUCAGUCCUAGUAACUGUUGGUGGUGAAGCUGCUGAGAAGAAAUUGAUUGAUCUUGGAGCAGUGCAAAGAAUUAUACACUUGUUCUUUGAGUACCCAUACAAUAACUUUUUGCAUCACCAUGUGGAAAACAUUAUAACAUCUUGCUUGGAGAGUAAGAAUUCUUCUCUUCUGGAACAUCUUCUCCAUCAUUGUGAUUUUGUCGGGAAAAUUAUUCAGGCAGAAAAGCAAUUCACGUUGGAAGCUGAUACAAACAAGGCAACAAUACCUGCCGAGGGAAAAUCAGCACCUAGGAUAGGAUGCAUAGGACACUUAACCCGUAUAGCUAACAAACUUGUCCAGUUAGGGAAUAACAACACUGUGAUUCAGGAACAUUUGCAGGGAAAUAGUGAUUGGACAGAUUGGUACUUGGGUGUUCUAUCCAAUCGCAAUGCUGUGGAGAAUGUCUAUCAAUGGGCGUGUGGGAGGCCAACAGCGUUACAUGACAGAAAUAGGGAUAGUGAUGAGGAUGAUUAUCAAGACCGGGACUAUGAUGUAGCAGCAUUAGCAAAUAACUUAAGUCAAGCCUUCCGUUAUGGCAUUUACAACAGUGAUGACAUUGAAGAGGUUCAUGGCUCUCUUGAACGAGAUGAUGAGGAUGUCUACUUUGAUGAUGAAUCUGCAGAAGUCGUUAUAUCUUCUUUGCGGUUGGGAGAUGACCAUGAAAGUGGAUCUCUAUUCACGAAUUCCAACUGGUUUGCUUUCGAGGAGGAUAGAGAUCGAGUAGCCAAUGAGCGCUCAACCGGUUCCCUUGCUUCUCCAUCACCUAAUGCCGAGGAGGGUAUUGUAAAAGCCAGUGGAGAUGAUGUUGCUGGUGAGGAUGAAGAGUUAGCUGACACUGCAACAUCUUCUCCAGAAGCAGGACCAAAGUUAGAACAUGGUGGGACAGAUAAACCUGUUGAGUGGGUUGAAUGGAGGGAAUCUUCAGAUGCCAAUGACCCUUCUGAUGUUCUUCCGAAUGGGGAAAUUGGGAACAAUGAUCCUGGUGCAACUGAAUCACCAUCUCCAUCAGCCAGUGUUGCAGUGACAAAGGAUAAGCAGUUAGCUACUGAUUUGCCAUCAGCAUCUCUCGAUAACUCCACUAUUGUAACCUCUGAGACAACUAAAACAGUAAAUGAAAAUCCAAGGUCAUGUGCACCUACUUCUGCGGAUGGGUCAGUCGCCGAGGUUGGAGGAAACAGUAACAAGGACACAACUGACAACAACAAAGGAGUCGAACUUGAAUAGAUAAUGUAAAUUCCUGUGAACUGGCUUGGGUAGCGAAUCAUGCAAAAUUAAUCAGGUGGGAAAAGUACAUCCUGGAGUCUGGCUGGGCAAGAGCAUUUAGACCUCUCAGCACGCUUUUUUAAAUAGGAGUAUUAAAUUUUUAUUCCCACCAACUUCUGAAGCUAUAAAUUCAAUGUUUGAUGUGGCUUUAUUAGCUCAUACUGUUAGGUGCUAAUGGAUUCUUCACCUGUUCAUAUCAAAUGUUUAGCUCGCCCAAUUAGGUGCUACUAAAUUUUCCCCCUUUUCGUAUUAACUGUUCAUAUAAAUACGUCUCUCCGAUCCGAGUGUUUCGGUAUGAAAACGGGUUCCUUGCUUGACUUUUACAAUCGCUCAAAGUAACCUCGUAUGAUGAUUUUUAUAGGAAGUUCCUUGCCCAAGCUCAAAUGAUGUGAAUCUUUAGCAUUGAAGAGCUUGAGAUGGUUGCUGAUAAGGAGUUGAACCUCAAAAGCAUACUGAAAAUGGACCAAGACCAAAACAUGGGGGGUAGGGGAGGACGUUCUGUAAUUACGAAUUUUCUGAGAUGAACAAGAUUCGUUUCAUUGUUACAUGAACCUUCGGGUACUGAAACUUGUAUUGACUUGUCCCAGUAUAUUGUAUAAGUUGCUUCAGAAUCAACUUUUGAAAGACUUCCUGGUUGGAUUUAACUAGUUAAAUUGAAUUUCUAUGCAUUGAUCA